CAGAGCAGUUAGUGGUGCUGGGGGUGAUCACUCUGCUAGUUCCCUGCCCAGCCUGAGUGCAGGUGAGCUGGAUCCUUCUCCUCCUGGCCAGGUACCAGUCUCUGCCACCUGCCGGACUCCCUCUGCCACCUGCCGGACUCCUGUGAGGACACCAGUGUGCAUGGAGCCAGGAGCUGGCACUCACCCCCGGGCACAGCACUGACCUCUCCCCCUGGUGUUGGAGGGGGGUGGGGGGCAUCGGGUGAGCAGAAGACCCUCCAGGACCACAGUCUACAUGCACCAUGUUCCAGCCAGCAGGGAAACGUUGCUUCACCAUUGAGUCCUUAGUGGCCAAGGACAACCACUUGUCCUCAGAGGAGCCCCUCAGGCCCACUGCCCUCAGCUACCCCAGCUCCACAGCUGCAGAAGCCUUUGCCAAUGGGUUCUCCAGUCCGGCCGGGAGGUCCCUGUACAAUAAUCCGGAGCUGGUCUUCCCAGAGGCAGUCAGCCACCCCUCCCUGGCUGUGCACCCUCACCAGCUGGGGGCACCGCAUCUCCAGCACCCGCACUCCUUCUUCGGGUCCCAGCACAGAGACCCCCUCACCUUCUACCCAUGGGUGCUGCGGAACAGGUUCUUCGGGCACAGAUUCCAAGGCAGCGAUGUCUCUCAGGAGAGUUUGCUCCUGCAUGGCCCCUUUGCCAGGAAGCCCAAGCGAAUCAGAACGGCAUUUUCUCCUUCCCAGCUACUCCGACUGGAAAGGGCCUUCGAGAAGAACCAUUAUGUGGUGGGGGCAGAGAGAAAACAAUUGGCCAGCAGCCUCAGCUUGUCAGAAACACAGGUGAAGGUCUGGUUCCAGAACAGGAGAACCAAGUACAAGAGACAGAAACUGGAGGAGGAAGGGCCAGAGUCCGAGCAGAAGAAGAAAGGUUCCCACCACAUCAACAGAUGGAGAUUGGCCACCAAACAGCCCAAUGGAGAAGACAUUGAUGUCACGUCCAAUGACUAAGAGGGUGGAGUGGAUUCCCGGAACACGAAACCGCCACAGACUUUUCACUGCAUCAAACAUUGGAUGAUAACGGAUGUGAUCUGAGUGGUAACCAGCUAAUUUGAUCGUCAUAGGGUCUUGCUGUAGAGAACUGUUACGACAUGGGCCAGUGUUAUGGAGGACGUCACGCACUUGUCAUACAGGACAAAGGAGGUGUCCGUGCCCGGCGGCUGAUAUCUACACAGACUUUUAUCAGCCGCAAUAUGGCCAUCGGUAAAAUGCUUGUGACAAAAAAAAAAUUCUCUCUCUUUUUUCGGCCUUCUUUUUUCUUGCCCUAAUUUUUUAAUUUAUUUUCUUUAUCUGAUAAAAAAACCAGUAGCUAUUACCAAUUUAGUGUGUAAAUGUGUGUUAAUAAAAAUAAUAUUGAAACAUAAA
This is a messenger RNA of Pseudophryne corroboree (corroboree frog), 1400 nucleotides long. It is a transcript of the gene EMX1, whose product is annotated as empty spiracles homeobox 1. Gene Ontology annotation, molecular function: RNA polymerase II cis-regulatory region sequence-specific DNA binding; DNA-binding transcription factor activity, RNA polymerase II-specific. Gene Ontology annotation, biological process: central nervous system development; neuron differentiation; regulation of transcription by RNA polymerase II. Gene Ontology annotation, cellular component: nucleus. The record is from RefSeq and is a predicted model, not a curated record. Lineage: Eukaryota; Metazoa; Chordata; Amphibia; Anura; Myobatrachidae. The transcript is spliced from 3 exons. Bases 282 to 986 code for a protein of 234 amino acids.